Molecule: messenger RNA, 294 nt
Organism: Thelazia callipaeda (thelaziosis nematode)
Lineage: Eukaryota; Metazoa; Nematoda; Chromadorea; Rhabditida; Thelaziidae
Source: the annotation of a GenBank genome assembly
AUGGCAAUGCAGCAGCAUAAUAAGAAACGUGUUUCACUUACUACCCUUAGACGUGACUUGAAUUUACAUCACUUGUUUCGGCACAAUUUGACCGAUUUCAGUUCACCCACAAGAACUGCUACGGCUGCUACAGCCAUGGGUCAUCUGAAACCAGGGUUACUGGGUGGCUUAAAUUGCCAACCAAGACGUGAAUCUUUUCUUUACCGACCUGCUAUUGACGAACGUGAAUCAAACAUUCCUGGCCGUUCAACUUCACGUACGUCGUCAAUUAUCUCCAACGCAGCACAUGAGUAA